Molecule: messenger RNA, 759 nt
Organism: Soboliphyme baturini
Lineage: Eukaryota; Metazoa; Nematoda; Enoplea; Dioctophymatida; Soboliphymatidae
Source: the annotation of a GenBank genome assembly
GGACAGUCAAAAUGGCAUCGGCAGUGCGGUAUCGUCUGCUUACUUCCUCAUGGUUACGAAGGAAUGGGACCUGAACAUAGUUCCGGCCGUCUCGAGCGCUACCUUCAGCUCUGCAACGACGAUGAAGAAAAGAUGACGCCAGUGGGACCCACGUUUGAAGCACAACAGCUUUACGACACGAACAUGAUCGUCGCCAACUGCACGAAACCAGCUAGUCUAUUCCACAUCCUACGAAGACAAAUCAAGAUGCCGUUCCGAAAACCGUUGAUCGUGAUGACUCCGAAAAGCCUUCUUCGUCACCCAGACGCUCGUUCUCCACUUUCUGACUACGCGGAAGGCACUUCCUUCCAACGAGUACUUCCUGAAACCGGUGUCGCCUCUAAAAAUCCUUCGGCAGUGAAGCGACUGAUCUUCUGCUCAGGCAAAGUCUACUACGAUUUGGUUAAGGAACGCGCUACGCUGAAAGAGGAUGAUCAAGUUGCCAUCGCUCGCUUGGAACAGAUCUGUCCGUUCCCAUAUGAUUUGGUUCAGAAGGAAACGGCGAAGUAUCCGAAUGCCGAGCUCGUAUGGGCACAGGAAGAACAUAAAAAUAUGGGAGCUUGGUUGUAUGUGCACCCGCGUAUAUCGACUCUACUGAAAAAUGACCGCAACGUCAGGUAUGCCGGACGCUCCCCAUCCGCUUCGCCAGCCACCGGAAACAAAUUCCAGCACAUGACAGAACAAAGAAAGCUGAUGGUGGACGCGCUUUCUUUCAACUAG